Sander lucioperca (pikeperch) is the source of this 2840-nucleotide messenger RNA. Its product is annotated as lysosome membrane protein 2. The transcript has 13 exons. Gene Ontology annotation, molecular function: scavenger receptor activity. Gene Ontology annotation, biological process: protein targeting to lysosome; receptor-mediated endocytosis. The record is from RefSeq and is a predicted model, not a curated record. Gene Ontology annotation, cellular component: lysosome; membrane; cytoplasm. The coding region runs from base 438 to 1994 and encodes 518 amino acids. NCBI's taxonomy places the organism in Eukaryota, Metazoa, Chordata, Actinopteri, Perciformes, Percidae.
UCGAGGAGGGAGUGAGAGACUUUAUAGCACGCUACAAAUACUCCGUGGCAGAAUUCUCUUUUAGUUGAAUGCGCUCUUCAGACUGAUUUAGCUAGGGCACCUCGUGUUUGUCAAAGUGAACCGCUUGCUCCAUUAUUAAACACACGUAAACAGACUUAACUUUGUAACUUGGAAACUCGUGAGGACAAACAAAGCAUCUCCAACCGUUACUUAGUUGCAAGUCGGCUAGAGCAGUCGACCCAGUUUCUUCAACUUUUUCCAACAAAACAAAGAGGAAAGCAUCAAGGAAGGCAAGGUUUGAUCUCUUAUAUCACAGCCUAUGUAGUUUGGAACACUUUCUAUGAAUUGUGCAGGAAAGUAGCUUAACCUGACGGAAAUUAACGUAUCCAUCCAUACUCAAGAGUCUCGUGCAGCUUUCUGUGCUAGCACCUGCAAACAUGACACGAAGAUCCUGCACGAUUUAUGCGGUCGGGAUCAUCUGCGCUUCCCUGCUGUUCGUCGGGAUUGGUUUAGUUGUGGCUCAAGUUUUCCGCACGUUAAUGCACAACCGCCUCAAAAAGGAGAUCGUUUUGGUAGAGGGCAGCCGUGUGUUUGAGUCAUGGAAAACCCCUCCACCUCCUGUCUACAUGGAGUAUUUUUUCUUCAAUGUGACCAAUGUGGACGCCUUCCUUGAAGGGGCCAAGCCAGAGGUCAAGCAGGUUGGACCCUACACGUACAGGGAGUACAGGUAUAAGGACAAUGUGAGCAUGGUGGAAAAUAACAGGAUGGUGUCCGCAUACAACACCAAAAGCUUUGUGUUCCUGAGAGAGAAGUCUGUGGGCGACCCAGCCGUGGAUAACAUCACCACUGUCAACAUCCCUGCUUGGGCUGUAAUGAACAAGGUGAAAGGGAGUUUCUGGAAGGCCUCCAUGGUGGCCAUCUGGAUGAACUCUUACGGGAGCGGUCUCUUCACUACUCGCACUGUGGAUGAACUGCUGUGGGGAUACGAAGAUCCCUUGCUGGCCCGUGUCGCUAGCACAAGUCCUGAGGUGGAGAAGGUCUUUGGUCUCAUGUACAAGAAAAAUGGAACAAAUAAUGGGGAAUUCGUCUACCACACUGGGGUGGAGAACUACAUGGAUUACGGCCGUGUUGAAACAUGGCAAGGCCAAAGCCAACUGACUUUCUGGGCGUCUAACCAAAGCAACAGCAUCAAUGGAUCAGAUGGAAGUGCUUUCCAUCCCCUACUGAACAAGAAUGAACGCAUUUACGUCUUCACUCCAGACCUCUGCAGGUCAAUCCACAUGGAAUUUGAGAAGGAUGUAGAGGUGAAGGGAAUCCCAGCCUACCGUUUCACACCGCCACGCUCUGUUUUUGCCAGCAAAGAGGAGAACCCAGCCAAUAAGGGUUUCUGCGUCACCCCACAAGAGUGCCUGGGAACUGGCCUUCUUAAAGUCAGUCCUUGUCGGAAAGGUGCCCCAGUGGUUGCCUCCUUUCCUCAUUUUUACCUGGGAGAUGCUAAAUAUGUGGCUGCCAUUAAAGGAAUGUCCCCUCAAAGACAGCAUCACCAAACCUUCCUAGACCUUAACCCGACCACUGGAGUGAUUGUUCGUGCAAACAAGAGAGCACAGAUAAACAUCUUGCUCAGCAAACUCUCUGGAUUCCCGAAAACUAGAUCGCUUAAUGAGACAAUCUUUCCCGUCAUGUUCCUCAAUGAGAGUGUGGUGAUUGAUGAUGCAUCUGCGGCAAGAGUACACAAGCUGCUGCUGAUUGUCACUCUAGUGUCCAACUUCCCGCUCAUUAUUGUGGGACUGGGUGCCAUACUGCUCGCAGUCCUCAUCAUCCUUCUGGUCCGGGCCCGCAAACAGAAGAAGGAAGUUAAGCGCACUGUGUUUACCAAGCCUCUCUAUGCUACCUCCACUGAAGAGGACACUUCUUACUCUCCAGUCAGUGACAAGGAAAAGGAAGAUCCUCAAAGUGGAACCUAUAUCGGUCUGUCACCUAAAGGUGACCCAUGAGCUUGAGGAGGGGGAGAAUGAUCAGAAGGGCGCUUUGUACAUCGACAACCCUCAGAAAUACAAAUAGGGAUUUGGGUUUUCAGGAGAGAGAUUAUUGUCAAUAUAUCCUUUAUGAUUGGAAAUCUUCGGGGUGGGGGGUUGAGGGCUACAGGAGGGAAACAUGUUUUUAGUUUCAAACAUACUGUCCUGUAUGUAUUAAUUUUAGCCACGCAGAGCUACCUUAAGUCCAGGUCUAGCACAAUAUAUUCCCAGAAAAAGUUUGACAUUCAUUCAAAAACACUGUGUCGAGGGCUACCUUUUGCUGUUUGGUUAAAUGAGUUGCUGAAAGCUGCAGUUCUCAAAUGAGUAGAAAUGGAGAGCCUACUUUGCGGUGAUCCGAAACAAACAAACCCACCCUUUUACCCUCAGGUGUGGGAUCAUUUUGAUUUUAGUGCUAUGGUCUCACCUUAUUUUACCUAGUUUACCUAGGUUGUGCCUUCAGAUUUCAGUGACUGAUUACUAUGUUACAGGGCAUAGAGGGUAAUUUGGGACUAGGGUAAUGAAGUCCAUAAAUCGUGAGUUUUUUAGAUAUCAUAUGUCACUCUCAGGGGUCCUCUGCUUAGAUACAAUCAAUCACUAUUAAAGAAAGGGAGAGAAGCAAAACAUACUGCAAGUCUUCUCUUUGUGCAGCAAUUUAAUCAAUUCAGUAUUACUAUGUUUCAUUUGCAUUUCGUCCUAAACUAAAUGUUACAAAACAUUGCCAUUGUUCAUUAGUGUUUUCUGUUCAUGCACUGUAUUUAGAGGGAUAUCUGUAAACAUUGUUAGCACCGCAAUUGAGAAACCUUCAAGAGUAUAUUUUUGUAUAUA